Molecule: messenger RNA, 6613 nt
Organism: Protopterus annectens (West African lungfish)
Lineage: Eukaryota; Metazoa; Chordata; Ceratodontiformes; Protopteridae
Gene: RUNX1
Product: RUNX family transcription factor 1
Exons: 6
Coding region: 1309-2703 (464 amino acids)
Biological process (GO): neuron differentiation; regulation of transcription by RNA polymerase II; regulation of cell differentiation
Cellular component (GO): nucleus
Molecular function (GO): RNA polymerase II cis-regulatory region sequence-specific DNA binding; DNA-binding transcription factor activity, RNA polymerase II-specific; ATP binding
Source: RefSeq, a predicted model, not a curated record
AGUCGUGUGGCGCGCGCAGAUCGUAGACCCACUGGUUUCCACAAACCUGACUAAACAGCAAGCGUCUGCUGCAGACGUCAACCCAUUACUAAAGACCGUCGAGUAACAGCUUCUUUACAUGGGCAGUAAGAGGCUAUAGGGUCUUACCGGAGAGUGUGCGGGACUUUCCACAACUUCCCCUUUGUGGAAUGGAUGCUUCAGCCUCUGCACUGACGUGCGUCUACUCUUUUCUGACGGGCACACAGUGACAAGUUUUAUCCCCCACCCAAACAAAAAAAAAAAAAACCUUUAAGACCCCCUCCUUUCAAAAAGCAGGUCGUUGUUGUAAAAGGUAUUCCACAUGUUCCGGUGAAACGUGCUUCAAACGAUCUGUUGUGGCUACGUUUGAGGAAGAUCGCCUCAGAGAUUGCAACACUUUGGCAGUGACUCACAUGAGCUGCUGGUGCAGACUAAAUGUUUGCUAGCUGGCUUGUGUGUUAAGUGUGCUGCUGCUCCUUGAAACCACAGAAGAAGCCGCAAGGUUAACCAAGAUCCCUAAAACCAAGUUUCAAAACAUGAAGUUCUAGGUUCUGAUGACCUCCGAUUAAAAGUAUAAUUACUCGUGUAAUUGCACAGCCAUACUGAACACGUUACAAAAGGAAAUCGCUGUCCUUAAACAAUAUUUCACCAUUUAUUUUCUCGGGACUUGUCAGCUACUGAAAAAGCACUGCAGCUCGGCAGGUUGAACUACUGAAACUGACUGACUGCUACUGCACAUGUUUUACUUGGGAUCUGUAAGAACCGAUGUUAUAGUCUUAAGCAACAUUUUGCAUAGCAGCCACAAUCUUGUUAGCUGAUCUACUUGGGGGUUCAUUUUUGUUAUGGUUAAUUCCACUGGAAGUAACAGAAAGGUUACCAACGCCAGGGUUUGUGUGAGUGGUUAUACUACUGGAAUAAAUACUAAGCAAAGAACUAUACAUCAUGGUAGCAGCUUUAUUUGGGAGAGAGCAUUAAGGUAGCACUAUUUCCGAGCACAUUUUGGAGAGUUUAAUUACUGGCCCUAAGGACUUCGGGACUUAACGUACACUUCUGACAUUUGUGAGUUUCCGUUGCUAAAGUCUUGAGAAGACAUUCAUGACUACAAUUUGUAGGGUACACUUGGACUUAACACCAAAGUCUAAGCGUUGUUUGUGCUUUAGUAGUAGGUGACAUUAUUAAAGUAUCACCUUUUUAAUUAAAGAACUGCUUUUGUAUUACAUCUGGUUUGUAUUCAUAGACAAACUUCAACUCACAGUGUCUGUUUUGGUCGUUUUUUAAAGAGUUGUUGUGAUGCGUAUCCCUAUAGAUACCAGCACGAGCCGCCGCUUCACCCCGCCCUCAGCCACCUUGAGCCCCGGGAAGAUGAGUGAGACACUACCUUUGGGGGUGCCGGAGAACAGCGCCACCCUGGUGGGAAAACUGAGAAGUACAGACCGAAAUAUGGUGGACGUUUUGGCAGAUCAUCCUGGAGAGCUGGUCAGAACGGACAGUCCGAAUUUCUUGUGUUCUGUGUUGCCCACACACUGGAGAUGCAACAAAACUCUACCCAUCGCGUUUAAGGUGGUGAGUCUGGGGGAUGUACCAGAUGGCACUCUGGUGACAGUUAUGGCAGGCAAUGAUGAAAACUAUUCGGCAGAGCUCAGAAAUGCAACAGCUGCCAUGAAGAACCAAGUAGCCAGAUUUAAUGACCUGAGAUUUGUGGGUAGAAGUGGAAGAGGGAAAAGUUUUACCCUUACAAUUACUGUUUUUACAAAUCCACCACAAGUGGCCACAUACCACAGAGCCAUCAAGAUCACAGUGGAUGGACCACGUGAGCCCAGAAGGCAUCGUCAGAAACUAGAUGAGCAGACAAAAGCUGGUGUCUUGUCCUUUUCAGAGCGCUUGAGUGAGUUGGAGCAGUUGCGUCGAACAGGCAUGAGGGUCAGCCCUCAUCACCCUUCUCCCACCCCAAAUCCAAGGCCAUCUUUGAACCACACUGCUGGUUUUAACCCCCAGCCACAGACUCAGAUCCAGGAUACAAGGCAAGUCCAGCCCUCCCCACCAUGGACAUAUGACCAGUCUUAUCAGUAUUUGGGGCCAAUUGCAACAUCUUCAGUCCAUCCAGCAACACCAAUUUCUCCUGGACGCCCAAGUAGCAUGGCAUCUUUAACUGCUGAACUUUCUACCAGACUUUCAGGUGCUCCUGAGAUAACAGCAUUUGGUGACCCUCGGGUGAGCAUUGACCGUCAGUUUUCUACCUUACCUGCAAUCUCUGACAGCCGCUUUACUGACCCUCGUAUGCACUACCCUGGAGCAUUUCCUUAUUCUACAACUCCAGUAACAUCUGCAAUAGGAAUAGGUAUGCCAGCCAUGACAACUGCAUCUAGAUAUCACACAUACCUGCCCCCACCAUACCCAGGCUCCUCCCAGGGUCAAAGUGGACCUUUCCAGACCAGUACUUCACCAUAUCAUCUCUAUUAUAGCACAUCAGCAGGGUCGUACCAGUUUUCUAUGAUGCCAGGGGGAGACCGAUCACCACCACGUAUUCUACCUCCAUGCACUAAUGCUGCCACAGGAUCUACUCUUCUCAAUCCCAAUCUUCCAAAUCAGAAUGAUGUGGUAGAAGAUGAAGGUAGUCACAGCAAUUCUCCAACUAAUAUGGGCACAGUAGCAAGGCUGGAAGAAGCAGUAUGGCGGCCAUAUUAAAUUAUGAAGUCAUGCAUAAGCAAGGGAUGCUAUUAAAAAUUUAUGCAUUUUAAAGACAUAUAGGAUGAUUCCCCAAAAGGGAAUUUUGAAAGGACUGUGAAUGCUUCCAAGUGGCGCUGUGAAUUCAAAAAGACAAUUUUUUACAUUCUUUUUUAUUAUUAUUAUUAUUUUGCCAAUGUUGUAAAUGAGCUUUCUCUUUGAUGCAGCUCAGCUUACUUUCUUUUUUUAAUCCUUGCUGGAAACCUGCGUUUAUUUUUAUUUGUGAUGUUAGCACCUUAUGUUUUAUAAGGCUUUCAUUUUUUUUUAACAUUUUGAAAAGUUGUUAUCUUUGGUAUGACAUCUUUCCUUGCUAAAUCACUGAAAGUCAUCAACCUGCCUUUAAGUAAGUUUCACUCGUCUGUGAUCUAAAUAUUGGGUCGUGUUGAACUACUGUGCAACCAUAAUGAGAGGGGUCUUUAAUAUUUAUGAAUUAAUGUUUUUUUUUUCAUUUCUUGCUAAACAGUGACUGUAUUAUUUAACUUUUUUGUAUAUAAAGGCUAUGUGUAGCAGCAGGUAAGCACUCCUGAGUUAAAAACAUAGAGAACAGGUUUUAACAGUGAUGGGUAACCUGGCAAAUUGAAAUCUGCACACAGUACUGCUUUACAAGGUGAUACCUCCCCAUUCCUUCAUGACCAGCAUUCCAAAUGCAUUGAUUUAAAGGACUGAUAUUCCUACUUUAAACAAAUGUCGGUAGAGAAUUUCAUUUAAUUCAUUAAGGUACUAAUUAGCAGAAGGGUGCCAUAGAUUACAAAGCCUGCAGAAUAUCUUUUACAUUUACAAAUUCCAGUUCUUGCACUAUACUCAGUUAAAAGUGAGAAUGCAACAGCAACUUUCAGAAUGACAUUCUGUAUGUAGCAUCUUUUUUGUCUUAUUGUCAUGUUCAGAAGAUAAUUAUUAUUACUGAUUGUUAUGAAGGUAGAUUGUCAUUACAAUGUUAUGUGCAUUUUCUGGAAGCCAGUCACACAUUUUGAUAAAAACUGUAAACAGUGAUAUGGUGGUAUACUUGUAGUUGUUGAAAUGUUGAGGCUUGUCCUGCAAGCAAGCCCCUUUUCAAACCAUAUGAAGUUCCUGCCAUGCAUGCAAUGUUUACCUCAGAAGGAGGCUGCCCUAGAAUGUUCUGAGUAGUUCUUCAGUCUCAUAUAGCUACAGUUAUCUGACAUACUUUAUGACAUGCAAAGUGUUUUAAACAUUAUGUGUAAAGCAGGUCUGAAACCAUGGUCUGUGGCAGGUUUGAGACCAUGACCUAUCCUGCAUCAUUUACCUGUAAGACAGAUUAUUAUCUCAUCAGGUUUAAAUGCAGUGUAACAGCUAAGCAAUUCUUGAGCACCGUAGUAUGGCACUCAUGGAAGCUACUGUGAAUGAUGUAGUAGAAUAGAAACACCUUGUCAAAUGUUACCCAUCACCAAGUUUUAAAUAUAUGAGAUGUUAGAAGUCACUGUUAAUUGUUCUGGCACUAUUUUAUUUGAGAUGCUGGUCUUAAUGUAGUUGAUGUUGUCUCCAGUCCAGCUGCCAAAUGAAAAUGUGUGUUUUUUUAAGUAAUCAUAUUGAAUCUUAUUUAAUUCUCCUUUCACAAGAAAAAGCAUUUACUUGUCAUCUCAAAAGACAUAUUUAACAGCAGAUAUUUUAAUCUGAUGUGAUGUUAAAUGAUGACUGAAGCUUGUGAGGGAGACCAUGGGCUGCAGGCAGCAAAAUAGCUGGACUGUUGUUUUAUUUAAAUCAAUUUGUUUUUGUAUUUUCUUUUUGAUUUAUUUAAAAUAGUUUAUGUUUCCUUUUGUAUUUGCUAUGACUGAUAAGGUACAGUAUCCCUUUAUAUGAUUGAACUAGACUCAUCAGUCUAGUAAAAAGGGAGGCCAUUCUGCAGACUGUAAUAACAUUUACUACACCUUUCUGUAGUAGUAGUGUAAGACUAGCCUAUUCAGACUCUGUGCUGUCAUAGCAACCUUGUGCUUCCACUUGGGCAUGUUGCACUGUACAUCUUCACUGCAGAUCCAUUUUGUUUUAGCUGGUACUUUAUUUCUACUGGAACAUUACUCUUUCGUUGUACAUAUGAGAGUGUAAGUCACGUAUAUACUAGGACACAGAGUCAUAAUGAAUAAAAUGUACAUCUUGUAGGAAGUAAGUUUUAUGACCAAGUGUUACACAAAACUGUAAAGAAUGAAAAGCACAGCUUGCAAUCCGUGGAAUUCAUAACAUGUAGCACUGGUAAAAUGCUCAAUAUUCAACAGGGUCAGGUCCAUUUUUUUAAACUUUGCUUGUUUCGUGCCAUGAGAUUAGAUAUGAUCCUAAACUAAAUGUUAAUGUACCUAAUUGCAAUAAAAUUUAACUUAAAUAAAUACCUAGCUAUAUUCCAUGAAACACAGAAAGUUGGCAAAACACACCCAAUUAUAUUGAGCAUAACUUUAUUAAUGCUACUCGUUUGUGAAUCUCAGGGAAUGUUAGCCAUAGUACCUGAGAUUGUAUGUGAAGUUUGAACAGUUUGACUGAAUAUGUGAUGUUACUUUGCAGGAACACUGACCCCCUUCUUCACACUGUAUGAGAACAGUUUUGAGCCUUGUGCAGUUAUCCUUUUAAUGAAGGAUAGUUCUCCUUGGGCUUGAACUAUGUUGCAUCACAUACAUUCUAAUGUGACAAAAUAUUCAGCAUUUUCAGUCACUUUCAGAUAGUCACCACAAGCACUGUUUGGAAAUCAGAUACUUAUUUUGUUGAUCAGGUUCGUGUAAAACUAAUAUUUAUUUGUCUGUUAUUCUUCCAGUAGAGACUCUGAUGAUAGAAACAUUUUUAACUUUUUUUAGUAUAUACUACUAUUUUUUUCUUUGUUGACCCAAAAAUAACAUAAAGCUGCCAAUUUUGUGUUGCUCACUGUUGAAGUAUUUUAGAAUUUGUUGUGCUUUUGGUUAGGUGAUACUUUUUUGGCAGAGCAUUUUACUUAUGCAUUUAUGGUGCAAAUCAUUCCCUUUCUGGUAGUUUAAAAGCUCCAGAUGUAGUACUGGCUGUCCAUUGUGCUAUAUAUAACAUUAUUUUGGCCAUUGUUACCAAUUAUAAAAUUGUAUAAUUGUCCAUGAAAUUGUUAAGUUAUAAUUCUUUAUUAGCAUAACAUAGUAAAACAACAUAAAACAUUGACUUGCAUUGCAGCCAAGGAGGUGUAAGUGUCUGCUUUCCCUCUCUGAUACCAUAUGCUGCUUCAAAAAUUUGAUGACAAGGAAGUAUAACCAUAGCAGUUGUGGUGGGCAUUUAGCCUUAUGUAACCAGCAAGCUUGGAAAAGAAAAAAUGUACUUACCUGAAUUUCUUAAAGAUUAAUUUUGAAUAACUGUAAGAUUGCAUGGACUCAUUGUGGUGUAGCAAAUAGUCUGUAAUACUAUCAGUUUAAGACUCUACAUAGAUGCAAUAGGUAACACCCAUUAUAAAUACACUGAGAUGUGCUCUAAUGUAGAGGAUUUUUAUCAGUCCUUCGAUCACAUCUGCACUGUUAUGUGUUCAAAACUUGGAUGCCAUAAAAUUCACCCCGACAGGAAGCAUGAGAAGUGAAUCUUGGCAUCCAUGUCAGUAACACAUAAUAAGUUACGAUCGGAUACCUGAUCAUAAUUCUUUGUAGUUUAUGGAACUUUAUCUGUUCCUUGUGCUAUUGGUUACUGAAAGCCAGUGAAGACAUCAACACGCAAUGGUUGUACUUUGUGACUAACAUGGGACCCGAUAUUAAUAGCAUUUAGAAAAGUGCCUUUCUAAUCACUGUGAAUAGCGGCUCUUGAGUUAGUAUAGUGCUUAAUUAACUUAAGGUGUUCUUCGUGUUUCACUGUUGCAGUCAUCACCUGUGGGUUAUCCCUGCUGUGGGAGCCCUCAGCCAGCCUGAAUACCAGAGUCAAUGUUUUUCUG